This is a messenger RNA of Pseudomyrmex gracilis, 2218 nucleotides long. RefSeq names its product nitrilase and fragile histidine triad fusion protein NitFhit-like. The record is from RefSeq and is a predicted model, not a curated record. Gene Ontology annotation, cellular component: mitochondrion. The transcript has 10 exons. Bases 167 to 1903 code for a protein of 578 amino acids. Lineage: Eukaryota; Metazoa; Arthropoda; Insecta; Hymenoptera; Formicidae. Gene Ontology annotation, biological process: oxaloacetate metabolic process; L-glutamine metabolic process. Gene Ontology annotation, molecular function: omega-amidase activity; nucleic acid binding.
ACAACACCGCAGUUCAUCAGCCAGUAGCCGAGUAGCCAUUAAAAUUACAAAGUUAGAGUCAAACAAUCAGUGUUGUUAAAAAGAUUGCACUCUAGCCGUCUUUAACACCGGACCAACCCCAAAAAAAAUCAGCAGUGGAUAUUUGAUUUCUAUACACAUAAGAAAAAUGGCUGAAAGCAAAAAAAUAUCAUUUGCUUUUACAAAAUCCAUCAAGAAAUCAACAUUAAAGCAAGUUCCUCAAGAAGAAAAAAAGAUAGAUUAUAUUAAGUGUCUGGAUGCAAAAGCGAUUAAAGUUAUCGGAGAAGAAGAGAAGAAAGAGGAACCUCUUGUUAUUCCACUAUUAGGAACCAAUACAUGGCACAACAGAGUCAUUAAUCAAACAAAUGCUGAUAUUUUUGAAACAAAACCAUCUGAUAAAAAUGCCGACAAGCAGAACAUAAUCAUUAAGAAAGAACCAUCAGAAGCAUCUAAUGAACAUGUAACAUCAGUUAAUAAAGAUAGUUCUAGUAUAAAAAUAAAGAAAGAACUUCCUGAUGAAAAUGAAGAAAAAACUCUUACAUUAGAAGAACAGGCAGCGCAAGAAAUUAUGAAAGAUCUGGAGUUAAAGAAGGAAAAAAGUGAUUUAACUCUACCUUUGGUAGAGGAUACUUUAAGAGGUGUGGAGGAAAGCACACUAGAAGAUUACGAAAAGAUUCCAGUAGAUGCAUUUGGCCUCGCUAUGUUGCGAGGAAUGGGUUGGACACCUGGGAAAGGCCUUGGUAAAAAUGAGAAAGUUGUGGUACCACUUGACCCUGUAUUACGACCAAAAAUACUUGGUAUCAGUAAAUUAGCUUUUCACAAAACAAACGAGAAAACUGAACAAGAAGAAAAAGAAUUACGUCUGGAAAGAGCCAGUUAUGUGAAAAUAAUUGCUGGGCGAUGGGCAAAUGCGUAUGGUCAAGUAGAAGGUUUUGAUCAAGAUACAGGAAGAGUAAUGGUAAAAAUGGCUUUGAACAAUAACAUCAUUUCUGUAAAUGAAGAUUUAGUUCAACUAGUAACGAAAGCGGAGUAUUUGAAAAAUUCUAAAGUUCUCACAUUGCGCUUGGCGCUGAUUCAGCUAGCCGUCGGCGACGACAAGGCGUCGAAUAUCUCGCGAGCUCGUUCUUUCAUUGAGCGCGCGAAACAGGAACGUGCCGAUAUCGUGACGCUACCAGAAUGUUUCAAUUCGCCAUACGGACCAUCUCACUUUGCCAAGUACGCCGAGAGCAUUCCCGACGGUGAUUCGUGUGCGAUGUUAUCCGAAGCGGCGAGGAAUAACAAUAUCUACGUGAUUGGCGGUACGAUACCGGAGAGAGAAAACGGUAAAUUGUACAACACUUGCACCGUGUGGGCACCUGACGGAAAGCUCGUGGCCAAGCAUAGAAAAUUGCAUUUAUUCGACAUCGAUAUUAAAGGGAAAAUCACUUUUCGCGAGAGCGAUUCGCUAUCGCCCGGCAAUUCUCUUACUAUUUUCGAAGCGAAAGGUUGCAAAAUUGGCAUCGGCAUUUGUUACGACAUCAGAUUCGAGGAAUUGGCACGGAUAUAUAGAAACAGAGGUUGCCAAAUGUUGAUAUACCCGGCGGCAUUCAACAUGACCACCGGACCGCUGCAUUGGUCGUUGCUGCAGCGUUCCAGAGCAAACGACAAUCAAUUAUAUGUUGCAUGUGUAUCACCGGCACGUGGUUCGCCGCCUGGAUACGUUGCUUGGGGGCAUACUCAAUUAACCAACCCUUGGGCAGAAAUACUUGGCGAAUUGGAUGCCGAGGAGGAUAUGAUGGUUCGGGAUAUAGAUUUGAAAGUUGUGGAUGACGUUAGAGCGCAAAUUCCGACGUUCAAUCAACGUCGCACUGACUUGUACGACACCGUUUGGAAAAAGAAAGAUUGAAAAGAAACUUUUUCACACGUUAUCAAUAAGGCAUUUUUUUUCAUGCCGACGAAUUGUACGAAUAGGCAUUUCAAAUUUUUUACUUUGAUAUUUCGUCGUGUGUUGGAAACACACAUGGAAGCGUAUACAUGUAUGCACUUCAUAAAUUAGCAAGAUCCGGUGAAUAAACUUUAUUAAUUUGCAACAUUCUUUGGUAUAUCAAUUCUUGCUUUUUUUUUUUGGUCUUAAACGUACUUACACCUUUAUCCACUAUCGAUACAUCUACGAAAGACGACGGGUAUGACGUAAACUCUUCGUUAAUUCAAAAAGUCACAA